AUGUCGCCCGCACCCCUCCAAGUCAAUCCCUCCUCCAAGUUGCCAUCGCCCGGCUUCAAUGCCGGCGCGCGACCCUACCGAUCCCACAAAGUCCGCGCCUGUGAUCUUUGUCGCAAGCGCAAGUCCCGAUGCACGGUUGAUAUCCCCGGACAGUCAUGUCUUCUGUGUCGCGUGCAGGGUGCCGAUUGCCACUACCAAGAAGAAGCUUCUGCGGACACCUCAGUAUUGAGCACCUCGGAGUCGAAGCCGUCGUGGCCGGGAGCUCAGCCGAUCGAGCCCGCAUCGGGUCACAAACGCAAGCGAAGCCCCGACAGCUCGCCUAAUUCGGGCCCUCAUGUUCCGACGCGCCAGUCAACUAAUGGGCCAAGCCCUCAGGAUACCAAUUCGUCAUCUGGACGUCGCGGGAGUGACUCACGACGCAAAGGAUAUGACGAUGAUCGCCACAAUGAAUCGGUCCUCAUCGUCGGUCCAAUGAUAGCAGAAGACGCGCAGGUCAUUGAGAAGCAUAUGCCCCCCGAGCGAACGAGCCUUUCCGAAGAACCCAAGAGACACCCAUACAACAUUUAUUCGAGCGAUCCUAGAAAGCCUGUGCUCUACACUACUAUUUCGCGGCGGCGAAAGGGUAUGCGCAUGGGCGUUCCACCCGGUGAGAAUCAGAAAGAGAUUCUAGAACAAAUUCUUGGUCCAUUUAAACAUGACCUUGUGAGACUAUUUAUCGACCGAUUCAACACCGCAUUCCCUAUUUUCGAUGGCGAAUCCUUUUGGGAAUCUUACAUCACAGAGUCUUUGGAAGAUCCCCCAGCCUCGCUUCUUUGCCAGGUCUACUCUAUGUCCUUAGUAUAUUGGAAGCAUACCCCAAAGCUAGCUUGCCACCCGAAGCCAGACGUACGAUAUGCAGUGAACAUGACCGUUGCGGCCUUGCACGAGGAGUUUUCUGCGCCUGGACUGUCCACAAUUAGUGCCGCACUGAUUGAUUUGACGGGCCGACCAAUCUUCUCUAUGACAGGAAAUGCCAUCAGCUGUGGUCGUAUGCUUUCCCUGGCAAAUUGUCUUGGUUUGAAUCGAGAUCCGUGCUUGUGGAAGCUCUCUGAUCAGGAAAAGAAUCAUCGGAUUCGACUCUGGUGGGGAGUAGUGAUCCACGAUCGCUGGGGCAGUUUCAGUCACGGUGUGCCUCCGCAGAUCUCUAAGACCCAAUACGACGUUCCUCUACCCACCGUCGACAGCUUAGUUCCAUCGAGUAUUCGCACAACAGAGCGAGUGAGAGCGGCACAUUGCCACAUUUCCUUAUGUAAACUGACCGAGAUUUUGGGCGAGCUAUUACCUCUUGUCUAUGGACUACAAGCGAAGCUGGCGCGGGAAACCUCCAAGAAGAUCAGACAAAUCCGGACAGAGUUGGAUCUAUGGGAAGAUUCUCUUCCCGACUGGUUGAGAGCGCCAGAACAUCACAACCGCGGAGAGCAGGUGUCUGCGUCAAGCAGUCUACAGCUAGCAUUUUUGGCAGUCAAAAUGCUCGUGAGCCGUGUUGAGUUGAAUGAGGUCAACAAUGCAGAAACAGAUAACCCCGAAGCUCGUCGUUACUUUCAAACCGAAUGUCGACGAUCAGCAGAAGAGAUCGUACGAUUCAUCACAUCCCUCCGAAAAGAGAAUUUCAAGGAAUUCUGGCUGCCUUAUAGCGCCUUCCACCUAACAUCCACCGCCACUCUCCUCGUCCGAUGUGCUCUUGAAACUAAUGACAGCGAGGUCUCCCGUUCUUGUCUCGCCAACGUCGAGACUCUGCGAAAUGUUCUUCGUCGGGUCCGCGAAGAAGAAGACUGGGACGUAGCCGAUAUGUGCCUCGAUCACUGCGAGCGAAUUAUGCAUCGACUUCCUGGCACUAAUUCCACGAUGGAUCAAACAUUGACCUCCUCCAUGAAUGAUAACGGACUGGUCAACCCAGCUGCUAUCUCACUGCCAGAGACACAGACCAAUAACGAUAUUGUCGAUGAUAUGAUGUCUAUUUCUAAUACUUUCGGCACGAUGGACGGUUUCCCCUUUGAUAUGACUGGUAUCUGGGAUGUCUCUGUUUUCCAGGACGUCAACCUAUGA
Molecule: messenger RNA, 2085 nt
Organism: Penicillium longicatenatum
Lineage: Eukaryota; Fungi; Ascomycota; Eurotiomycetes; Eurotiales; Aspergillaceae
Product: putative C6 transcription factor
Exons: 4
Coding region: 1-2085 (694 amino acids)
Biological process (GO): DNA-templated transcription
Cellular component (GO): nucleus
Molecular function (GO): DNA binding; zinc ion binding; DNA-binding transcription factor activity, RNA polymerase II-specific
Source: RefSeq, a predicted model, not a curated record